GAAGCACGAGGGCAUCGGCCGAGAGGAGGGAAGGCGAGAAGCCUUCUGUGCUCCUCGAGGAUGUCGCCGCUUCCUCGACGUCGACGACGACGUGGAUGUACGCGCUUCUCGAUGAGGGUGGGUUACUGGCAGAUAGCGGUGGUGCCGUGGAGAAUGACGUUGCGGUUGGCGAUGGCGCCUGCCUGAACCCCUGUGUAUUUCAUCAACAUCAGCAACAACAUUCUCAUUGUUAUCGUCAAGAGCAACCGCGGUUGCAACAAACGCAGCAACAAUACCGUCGACAUCAGGAGGAGGAGCUGGAGGACCUGCUGUGCUUUCGUGGACCACCAGAACAGGAAAUGGUGGCCCAAGAAAUGGCACAGAGUUAUACGCAGCUCCUCCACCCGGGUCAAGAGCCGCAAGAGUUCAUAUCGUUGGAGGAGCUUCAGCCGCGUUUACAUCAAGAUCAUCUUAACGAUCGUGGACAGGUCAUCUUGACGAUAUCAUCGACCGGUGCUCAGCUCUAUCAGCAUCCGCAUCAACAACAGCAACGGAGUUACUAUAACCUUUCGGCGGUGCAAGAAAGUUCGUGUCCCACAGUUUAUUUCGGCGACAUAGGAACGGGAUCGGGGGUGGGAGAAGUAACCGCCAGCUCGGCGGGGGAUGGCGAAGGUCUCAGCCUGACUCCAACCCCCGCCAACAACAGCAACAACACAACUACCGCCACCCCCAACACCACCGGCGCUACCACCAUUGCGAUUACCACAACCACCACCACCAGCACCGACACCACGCCGCAGGUCGUAACGGGGGCUGAACCGCCCCAGCACAUGGAGACACCCCCGACGAUGGUCCCUGACCAGGCACCCGCCUCCGGCCAUCACUAUCAUCGUCACCACCAUCAUCAUCAUCACCACCACCAUCAUCAUCAGCAGCAACAGCGUAGCGCUUCAUCCACACCCAACCAUGGACCGAACACAGACACUUCCGAGGAAUUCGUACCAGAUUCUAGGAAGCGAAAACUUUCUUGCCACGACAGUAGUAAUUUAUUGGACGACGUGGGAGACGAUGCCAAAUCUGUUCGCACAAAUGACGACAGCAAAAAACAAAACCACAGCGAAAUCGAGAAAAGAAGAAGGGAUAAAAUGAACACGUACAUCACAGAACUUUCAGCGAUGGUACCAAUGUGCCAUGCAAUGUCCCGCAAACUUGACAAAUUAACUGUGCUCAGAAUGGCUGUGCAACACAUCAAAACCAUCCUCGGUGCCGUCACUUCCUAUACGGAGGGUCAUUAUAAGCCAGCAUUCCUGAGCGAUCAGGAGCUCAAGACUCUCAUACUUCAAGCUGCGGAGGGUUUUGUCUUCGUGGUGGGCUGUGAUCGUGGAAGAAUUCUCUAUGUAUCCGAGUCUGUUUUGCAGACACUCAAUUAUUCUCAGGGUGACCUACUGGGUCAAAGUUGGUUCGAUAUCUUGCACCCGAAAGAUGUUGCCAAGGUGAAGGAACAACUUUCCUCUUCGGAUCUUAGUCCACGUGAAAGAUUAAUAGACGCCAAAACAAUGUUACCAGUGAAAACAGAUGUGCCACAGGGUGUAUCGAGACUGUGCCCGGGCGCUCGAAGGUCUUUCUUCUGCAGAAUGAAACGAAAAGUCGAUGGAAUUCGUUGCGGUGAAUUGCAAGUGAAAGAAGAAGCUGAUACUACCAGCGGUUGUCAUAGACGCAAAAAACAACAAAACGUUGAUUGGAAAUACUGCGUCAUUCAAUGUACCGGCUACUUAAAAUCCUGGGCACCUGCGAAAAUCGAUCUGGAGGAACAAGAAGGCGAUGGCGACGGAGAGGCUUGCAAUCUAUCGUGUUUAGUUGCAGUUGGUCGUUUACAAUCAACUAUACCAACAUCUUUACCUAAGAAACCAAAUUUGAGGCCGAUCAAAUUUGUUUCGAGGCACGCGAUGGAUGGCAAAUUCCUUUUUGUCGAUCAAAGGGCCACUUUAGUGUUAGGUUUUCUACCACAAGAGCUGCUAGGUACGAGUAUGUACGAGUAUUAUCACCAUGAUGAUAUUCCUCAUCUUGCUAAAUCUCAUAAAGCUGCUCUUCAGGCUACUGAAUGCAUCACCACACAGAUAUACAGGUUUAGGACCAAGGGUGCCAGCUUCGUGAGACUUCAAUCUGAAUGGAAAUCUUUCAGAAAUCCGUGGACCAAAGAUAUCGAGUACCUAAUAGCUAAAAAUUCAGUUACUUCUUGUGACUCUCGAUCGAUCACAAACAGUGGGAACAGAUCUGAGGACUCCAGUGUUCAGGGCAACUACGAUUAUUUUACACAGAGUAAUGGUGGAUUAGAAAGAUUAAUCUCGAGUCACGUGGAGGUAAGUAAAAUCGGACGGCAAAUAGCGGAAGAGGUCCUGGAUCUUCAAAGACGGGGUGAAGAUUCUUCUUCCGGUAGCAGUCCUGGACCAGGACCGGAAUCUACCUUGUUGAAUACCGAGGUAGUUAUGUCACGGAUUACCACGACGGCAUCAUCACAGAGAGUCCAGGAUUUGACGCAGCCAACAAGAGGUAGCACCAACAACAGCACCGCUACCCCCGCCCCAACAUACAACCACAUUGCAAACAACUUGCAGCUGAACAGCAUCGCGAACGACCAAGGAACGUCACCAGACGAGGACAUGAUGGAUAUGAUCGGCGGCACCACGAUUAACGAAUCACCGAAUCCAGUGCCAUCGGAUGGUAACGACGAAGCAGCAAUGGCCGUGAUAAUGAGCCUUCUAGAGGCGGAUGCCGGCUUAGGUGGCCCCGUGGACUUUUCCGGUUUACCUUGGCCGCUUCCAUAGUACAUUCUUUUCCACGUAAAAACGUUUAGUGUCUCUGAACAUAUGUACCUACGGUUUAGAAGUGUGUGAGUGUACAUAUAGUUGUGCUUCAAGUACUCGACCAACGUGUUUGCACUUCUUAGUUUGUCGAACAUUCCAACGGAUCUUUCGUUACUUUCUUUUAAACGGCCGACGGCUGUUUGGUGCUGAAACGGUGCUGUUUCAACGAUACGUUUAGUUUUUUUAUAGACAUAUCAUUUCUGUGAUCAAUUACGGAAUAAACGUACAGAACGGUUAA
Molecule: messenger RNA, 3081 nt
Organism: Megachile rotundata (alfalfa leafcutting bee)
Lineage: Eukaryota; Metazoa; Arthropoda; Insecta; Hymenoptera; Megachilidae
Gene: cyc
Product: basic helix-loop-helix ARNT-like protein cyc
Biological process (GO): regulation of DNA-templated transcription
Cellular component (GO): nucleus; cytoplasm; transcription regulator complex
Molecular function (GO): DNA-binding transcription factor activity; protein dimerization activity
Source: RefSeq, a predicted model, not a curated record